UCCAACCCUCAUCAGCUCUCUUUUCACUCACACUCUGAUCAAUUGGAUCAAUUGAGUACAAUGUCGUCUCCUGUGCUCAACAAAGAGACCCUCGAGACCAACGACCAUGGUCGCGAGGUCACCAACGAGCCCCAGUCGGCCGCCGACGCCGUCCGCGACCUGACCUCCCCAGGAGUCGUCCGCAUCAAGGCCAUUUCCCAGGUCAUCACCUUUACCGACCGCAUCUUCAUCUUCUUUGGCGUCUUCCUUAUCGCCUACGCCUACGGUCUCGACGGUACCGUCCGCUACACCUACCAGCCCCUCGCCACGGAUGCCUUCCACGCCCACUCGCUUUUGUCGUCCGUCAACACACUGCGAUCCGUUAUUGCUGCUGCUGCUCAGCCUACGGCUGGAAAGAUUGCUGAUGUCUUUGGUCGUGUUGAGCUCAUCUGCAUGUCCGUAUUCUUCUACACCCUCGGAACGAUCGUCGAAGCCGUCGCCCAGAACCUGGCUACGUUUUCUGCCGGCGCCGUCAUUUACCAGAUUGGCUACACCAUGAUUCUUCUCCUCGUCGAGGUCAUCAUCGCCGAUAUCACCUCCACUCGAGCCCGUCUCUUCUUCAGUUACAUCCCCGCCCUGCCCUUCAUCAUCAACACCUGGGUCAGCGGCGACGUCACUGAAGCUGUCUUGGGCGCCACGACCUGGCGAUGGGGAAUUGGCAUGUGGUGCAUCAUCUACCCCGUCUGCGCCGCUCCUCUCAUCAUCAGCCUCAUGGUCGUCUCCCAUCGCGCCAAGAAGCAGGGUCUCCUCGUCAACUACCGCUCUUCCUUCCAGCAGCUCGGCUUCCAGAACUUUGCCAUUAAGCUCUUCUGGCUUCUCGAUGUCAUCGGCAUCAUCCUGGUCAUCGCCAUCUUUGCUCUGAUCCUUGUUCCUCUGACCACUGCCGGAGGCUUCAAGGCCCAGUGGGGACAGGCCCAUGUCAUUGCUCCCCUCGUCAUCGGUUUCGUCUGCAUCCCUGCCUUUAUCUUCUGGGAGCUCCGAGCUCCUCAUCCUCUUGUUCCUUUCCAGAAGAUGAAGGAUCGCGCCAUCUGGGCUCCUCUUGGUAUGGCUUGCAUGCUCAACUUUGCCUGGACCUUGCAGGGUGACUACCUGUUUACCGUCCUCCGAGUUGCUUUCGACUUUAGCGUCUCUGCUGCUACCCGAGUCACCUCGCUCUACUCUUUUGCCAGUGUCAUCACCGGUACCAUCUUGGGUCUUAUCGUCUACAAGGUCCGCCGUCUCAAGGUGUUCAUUGUUGCUGGUACCUGUCUCUUCCUCGUCGCUUUCGGUCUGCUCAUCCGCUACCGAGGUGACCCCAGCAGCUCCAACAAGUCUGGUGUCAUUGGCGCCCAGAUCGUCCUGGGUAUCGCUGGUGGUAUGUUCCCUUAUCCUGCUCAGGCCUCUCUCCAGGCCUACCUCCAGCACGAGCAGCUUGCCAUCAUGACUGGUCUCUACCUCGCCCUCUACAACAUUGGUUCCUCUCUCGGAAACAGUGUGUCUGGUGCCAUCUGGACCCAGGUCCUCCCAUCGCAUCUCGAGAAGAACCUGGCCGGCAUCAACGAUACUCUCGCCGCCUACGCCUACGCUCAGCCUCUCACUGCCAUGCUUGAGUACCCCGUCGGCACACCUGAGCGUGAGGCCAUGAUUCGGUCGUAUGAGGAUGUUCAGCGCCUGCUUACCAUCACCGGUAUCUGCCUCGCUGUCCCGCUCAUCGCCUUCUCUCUGUGUCUGCGCAACCCCAAGCUCACCGACCAGCAGAACCUGGUUGAGAAUGAGAAGCCUGGUGCGGCUGUUGAGGGAGGUGAGAACAAGGCCUAA
Fusarium keratoplasticum is the source of this 1836-nucleotide messenger RNA. RefSeq lists its product as uncharacterized. Gene Ontology annotation, molecular function: siderophore-iron transmembrane transporter activity. Gene Ontology annotation, biological process: transmembrane transport; intracellular iron ion homeostasis. Gene Ontology annotation, cellular component: endosome; vacuolar membrane. The transcript has a single exon. Bases 61 to 1836 code for a protein of 591 amino acids. NCBI's taxonomy places the organism in Eukaryota, Fungi, Ascomycota, Sordariomycetes, Hypocreales, Nectriaceae. The record is from RefSeq and is a predicted model, not a curated record.